GAAUAUAAUCAAGCUACAUCAUCUUUUCAUGAAGUUCUUGGUUCUCAUCCAACUUUUUGGGAAUCAUGCUCACAUUACACGCAGUGAAAUCUGGCUGGAUCUAUCUGGCUUGUGCGAACCUGUAGGGCCGGCAGCGGGAGGCUCCACCCACCCACCGGGACGUCAUUACGUCCCGUUUUUGACCCUCUGCACAUGCGCAGAAGAGGCGCGCAUGCUCACAUUUCUGAACCGGUAGCGAAGGUUCCUGAGAUUUCGAAAAUGUUGCAGAGAAAUCUUCCAAUGCUGUUGGGGGAGAAUGAGAAGGAAUGCCAGGCCAGCCAGUCCUUCAACCUCCACCUUGGAAGACGCAACAAAUCUGUCUGGCCGAAGAAAAACGAAAAUCACGAUAGACAUUGAGCUCCAUAAAGUGGAGCAGCACGAUUUCUCCACAAAGGACAGCCGAGGGAAAGAGAAAGUCCUCUUCAAGAGACAGGACCUUCCCCAAGCAGUGCAAUCAGAGCUGGCCUGUAUUAGAAGAGACCAGGAGAUGAGCCAAUACCUACAGCAAGUGGUCUUUCAGAGGAGGAGAGAGACACAGCAAAUAGUAGUACCCUUGGAAGUAGAGGCUUUGUUGCAAGACCACAAUUUAACCAGCUUCACAGCCGGGUUAGCUGCCUUGCUGGCAAUAUACGAUAUCAGCAAGAUCACACCAGUCAUGGACUCACCAGUGGAAUCCAUGCUGUUAGACAUUUCUAUCUUCUCUUGGAUGGCUAUCAUGGAGAUACAAGAUGAAGAUGUUCCUGAGGUGGAGAAGAAGUUGGUGGAGGAGGACUUUGGCCUCACACUCAGAAGCCUUCUCUGGCAGUCUCCCACCUCAGAGCACUUCAUUUUUAUUUUGAAGCACUUUGACCCAUACGGCAGAUUGUUCUCACCGGUGCUGAACCAGCUCCUCUACUGCGGGAACCAUCAUCCCAAGAUUGAUGUACGUAGCAAAACUAAAGUGCCAUGAAUUGUAGCCCUUCAG
This is a messenger RNA of Pantherophis guttatus, 1003 nucleotides long. Lineage: Eukaryota; Metazoa; Chordata; Lepidosauria; Squamata; Colubridae. The record is from RefSeq and is a predicted model, not a curated record.